GGUCGAACCGGGGCUGCCCCGCGUAUUAAAGCGGCUUAAGUUCGCGGCGGGAACGGACGGACAGACGGACACAUACACGGCAGACGUCAUGGCGAGCCCCUGCAUGGAGCUGAGCAACAAGAUGAAGAUGCCUGUCGUGGGACUGGGCACUUGGCAGGCUCCUCCAGGAAAGGUGGGAGAAGCAGUGAAGUAUGCUAUUGAUAUAGGCUACCGCCACUUUGACUGUGCCCAUCUCUACCGGAAUGAAAAUGAAAUAGGGAAUGCAAUCCAGCAGAAGAUCAAGGAGGGGGCUGUGAAACGCGAAGACCUCUUCAUUGUCACUAAGUUGUGGAACACAUUUCACGAGAGGUCGUUGGUUAAGGUAGCAUGCAAAAAGAGCCUUGAUGCACUGCAACUGGACUACUUUGACCUCUACUUGAUGCACUUCCCUAUGGGAUUUAAGGCUGGUGAAGAACUAAAUCCUGUGGAUGACAAGGGCAUGAGUAUCCCCAGUGAUACUGAUUUUCUGGACACUUGGGAGGCCAUGGAAGAGCUGGUGGACUGUGGUCUGGUAAAAGCCAUUGGUGUCUCCAACUUUAACCAUGAGCAAAUUGAAAGGGUCUUGAACAAGCCAGGACUGAAAUAUAAGCCAGUAAACAACCAGGUUGAAUGUCAUCCGUACUUAACACAGGAAAAGUUGAUCAAGUAUUGCCAAUCAAAAGGGAUUGCUGUGACUGCAUACAGCCCCCUUGGCUCUCCUAACCGCCCAUGGGCCAAGCCAGAGGAACCUAGGCUGCUAGACGAUCCCAAGAUUAAAGAGAUUGCAGCUAGCCAUCACAAAACCCCUGCCCAGGUUCUGAUCCGCUUUCUUAUCCAAAGAGAUAUGAGUGUCGUUCCCAAGUCUGACAAACCACAGCGUAUUCAAGAGAACAUCAAGGUGUUUGACUUUGAACUGUCUAAAAAGGAGAUGGAUGUCAUCAGCAGCCUAAACAGGAAUUGGAGGGCAAUUGCAGUGCUCCAAGCCGUCAAUCACAAGGACUACCCAUUCAAAGCAGAAUAUUAAUGCCAGUGGUUCAUGCGACACCUCCAUGUAACUCCUUCCACAAUUGAUAUACUCUGUAGCUGGGUCUUGAUUUCUUCUUUUGUACUUGCUAAUGGUUACAAGCCAUUAGUUGUCCUCCUUUUUUAGGAGGAGACUACUAGAUGGUAUAAGAAUGCAUCAAUAGGGAUGGGUCUUUUGUAAAGAUGGUUAUCAGAAAUCCAGUUUUCAUCAGUAGUAAAAGGCAAUGUCUCUCCAUUUCCUUUCUUCCUUGCCUUCCUUAAAGACAUAUUUAACAAAGUUCUGUUUACUUACAUAAUUUUUAUAUGUAUUAUUUCCAGUGCAGAAAUUCAUGCUGACUCAUGAACUGCUGAAUGAGAAUGCCCUCUGUAAUUACUUUGGUUUUUGCAUAGUUAUGAUUUUUAUAGUAUGAUUCUUUAAAUUUUGUAUGAAUAAAGUUUGUGUAACAAAUCUUAA
Molecule: messenger RNA, 1495 nt
Organism: Colius striatus (speckled mousebird)
Lineage: Eukaryota; Metazoa; Chordata; Aves; Coliiformes; Coliidae
Product: aldo-keto reductase family 1 member B1
Exons: 10
Coding region: 89-1042 (317 amino acids)
Cellular component (GO): cytosol
Molecular function (GO): aldose reductase (NADPH) activity
Source: RefSeq, a predicted model, not a curated record